Messenger RNA from Fusarium pseudograminearum CS3096, 843 nucleotides. RefSeq lists its product as uncharacterized. The record is from RefSeq and is a predicted model, not a curated record. NCBI's taxonomy places the organism in Eukaryota, Fungi, Ascomycota, Sordariomycetes, Hypocreales, Nectriaceae. Bases 1 to 843 code for a protein of 280 amino acids. The transcript is spliced from 2 exons.
AUGGCGAUCAUAUUCGAAGAUCAACUCGACCGUCUCAAAGGAGGGGAAUCAUUAGAAUUCGCCCACGCCCGCGCUGAGAUACUUAGAUCAGCCUACGAUUCAUACAUCGAGUCUGCCCACGCUCGCCAAUUCGCACCUCCUCCCUCUAUCUUGCAGCUCAUUGCAUCCCCGGACAUUGCAGUCAAACUGUCACGCUGCAGGAAGUCAGGCGCAGCGAUCGACCUGACUAUUGCCAAGAAGUCGGAUGCAUCCUACGAAAACUUCAUGGGAUACUGCAAAGAGCAUAGAUGCGUGGUCUUCAAAGGCGAAACGGGACUCUUUUAUGAUUUCGUAGACUUUGUUGAGUCGGCUGCCGCGAAGCAUGGCAUCAACGACACAACAGCUGUCUUGAGGGCUCCAGAUAAGAUUCGUAUUCCUUUCGGAGGGCUGAAAUAUGGGCUCGAAUAUGAACAGUUCGUCGAUCUUGUUGAAGUGCUCCAGUGCGCUAUGUGGAUUAGAACUUCACCAAGCGAACAAGAACAGGCGGGCAAAAGCUUUAUCAAAAUCGCCACAGAUUCGCGAACUCCCCCACCCAGUACUCCCGAAUACGUACCAUCUUCGCCAUCUGAUACUCUCAUAACAAACGGGACUAUUCUCGAACACCCUGAUGUGCCUAGCCAGAGCUUGAGCGACAGCGACAGUCCCUUGUCUUCUUGCGGAUCGUCUAUUUCUACACCUCCGCUUUUCCGCGAUAUGCCUUCGAUUUGCUCAGAUGAUUCGAGUUCGGAUGAUUCGAGUGAAUUAUCUGACCCCCCGAUGGUUAUCAACACGCCACCAUGGUUGAGAUUUGUUUUCGAUGAAUAA